GCGUGGUGGCUCAAUCUCCUUCCCUUUCUCCAACCCUCUCGUACCGAGAGAGUGUAGUGGGAUGCAGAGUAGCGGAAGAUAAUGCAGAGGAUACUCGAACAUCGACAAAUCAUACACAAAAUCUUUGCAGACUUGCGCCGAGCUCGAGCCCUGGUGAGGGUUCGCUUCAAGCCCACUGCUGAGAUGACAACUGCCACUACCUCGAUGUUUCAGAUCCUUCGUCCUGAGCUUCAUGUUCCCUAACGGAGACUAUUGACCACCCCUGAUAGGUAACAGGAGAAGCUCGGAGAGAACUUGUAAGCGACGACAAAAACGUUAUACCUUUGUAAACAAGUCAAAAUAUAAGCAUACUUGUCUGCACUUCAGCUUGUACCUACAGAUCUGUCUUACACCGGCGAAGUAAAGAUGCAUUCCAGAAAGAUCGUACACAUUUGGACUCUUCUGGCCAUUCCGGUUACCAUGGUCUUGGGAUUGCCAAUCUCUGAUAUCGAUACCAUCACCGAUGAUUGUGAUUAUUGGGAUUCGACGGACGAGGUCGACUCACAUCCGAGCACAUCCUCUAUCUCGAACACGGCAUUCAUAGCAUUUACGGCAGUCAACCAAUUAUCACCUUCGACGACACCUUCUCCCACAAUCUUCGCCCAGGUACCUUCGACUAGUAUCUACUCUUCGACGAAAGCCUUCAUCGCACCUAGCAACACCUUCACUCCGGUGACGCCGCCAAGCUAUGCUUUCUACCUUCAAAGCGGCAGCAGUGUUGGGAGAAGCAACGCAAAUUUCGCUGUUGUAAGCGCUGGUAUUGGCGGGUCGGUCACUUUCACAACCAAUAAGGCGUUGGCGACAAAGUUCACCAUCGACUCUUCUGGUGACCUUGUGGAGCAGAGUCCUUCUCAAGGUUACGUUGCCGCGCUAAAUCCAGACUUGGAUACCCAGAAAUUGAGCUUCUCGCCAUAUGGAGGAAGCAGUACCCGCGAAAGACUCAACUGUCGCAGCCAAGAUGGUGUCCUGGGAUGUAAUGUGGGAGGCGUAGCGUAUCGUCCUGCCACGUGUAGGGACGAGGGAGCCCUCUACUUUGUGACAAGGCUGUCAAGUAGUUGCACUGCGAUCGAGCUUGUGCCAGCCUUCUUUUGACGGGAUUGACGGGAUGCAUGACUAGAUCACGAUACCAAAAUAAUGUCGUUAUGAACCAAGUUGAACAAGUUCUGCUUACAAGUGAUGUGGCUGAGUAAGGCGUGUGGC
This is a messenger RNA of Aureobasidium subglaciale EXF-2481, 1239 nucleotides long. RefSeq lists its product as uncharacterized. The coding region runs from base 406 to 1131 and encodes 241 amino acids. The record is from RefSeq and is a predicted model, not a curated record. NCBI's taxonomy places the organism in Eukaryota, Fungi, Ascomycota, Dothideomycetes, Dothideales, Saccotheciaceae. The transcript has a single exon.